This is a messenger RNA of Phragmites australis (common reed), 1133 nucleotides long. RefSeq lists its product as uncharacterized. The coding region runs from base 322 to 756 and encodes 144 amino acids. Lineage: Eukaryota; Viridiplantae; Streptophyta; Magnoliopsida; Poales; Poaceae. The record is from RefSeq and is a predicted model, not a curated record. The transcript has a single exon.
AGAAACACACACACACCCACCCAUCCAUUGGUCUUCCAUGUCCUAAUUGACUCCUAAACCGUAACUGCCAAGCAUAGAUGCUAUUUGCUCAUACGUUUGGCAUGCAUCCAUGACCACUAAAUUCCAAUGCUAGUAGUGACUGCUAACCUCAUCUCGAGGCAGGUUCUCCCCAACUUGGAAACCAACAGCCUCUUCCUCUUCCUCUUGUCACGCCAAGUAACACAGCAAGAAAGCGAAGCCAAUCCAUAUCGGAAGGAAGGACAGGUUGAUUAGUCAGUCGGUGUCUUUGCGUGUGUGCAAGGGAGCAACAAGUACCUUGCCAUGGGCCAGGAGGAAGCCACGCUGAUGCCGGCCACCGUGGUCUUCUCAGGGGAGCCAAUCACGACGCCCGUGGAAGCCCCUGACACGCUGCCAGAGAGCCCGAGGAAGGCGAAGGCCCCGGCGCGCUGGCUCUCCGUGCCACCGCCGCCGGGCCGGCCAAGGACCAUGCCGAUGCAGGGGGCGAGGAGCUUCUCGAGGGCCCGCGCCGUCCGGCCGGAGGAUGACCCGUUCCUCGCCGCGUACCUGGCUUGCACUAAGAGCAGUGGCAGGAGAGGCGGGACGGACGGCGGUGCCGGCUCCCGGCCGGAGCCCAAGGGCCGGAGGCGGUUCACGUGGGUCGGGCUCGGGCUCUCCUGCAAGGGCUCCGGUGGAGCUGUGGAGCAGAGCAUGGUGAAGGUGGCUAAACGGCCGGAGGUGGAUCCUAGAGAUGAUUAAUCGACCACUCCAUCUUCUCUUUUCAUCUCUUGUAUGUUUGUUGCUAGUGCUGUUUCGUUGCUCUAAGUUUGGUUACUAGAAUCAAUUAGAGAGUGAAGACAUACGAACGAAAAAAAUGUGUGUUUUAUGUUUGGUGAAGGAAGCAUCGUUUGUGAAAAGAGAUCGAUUUGCAAUCUCAUCUUCUUUUUAGGUUCAGAUUAUGUGUGAGUUGCAUGUUUCUCUGUCCACGAUGUCGAUCCCUCACCUCCUUUUCAUUUAGGUAGAUGGAUUGCCUUAGCUUCUGACAGGAAAUGCAUCUGUGUGCUAUGACUGUGAGUGCCAACUUGAUAAAGGCAGAGAUUGGCUGAGACUGUAACCAUUGAUCGUUGUCUGUUGUA